This is a messenger RNA of Mustela erminea (ermine), 1247 nucleotides long. It is a transcript of the gene BOLA2B, whose product is annotated as bolA family member 2B. Bases 244 to 537 code for a protein of 97 amino acids. NCBI's taxonomy places the organism in Eukaryota, Metazoa, Chordata, Mammalia, Carnivora, Mustelidae. The transcript has 3 exons. Gene Ontology annotation, molecular function: 2 iron, 2 sulfur cluster binding. Gene Ontology annotation, cellular component: cytosol; nucleus. The record is from RefSeq and is a predicted model, not a curated record. Gene Ontology annotation, biological process: intracellular iron ion homeostasis.
CCGGCUGAGGGUAACCGCGGAGCCCGGGACUGUUGGAAAGUAGGGCUUGCGGGAGGGCGGAAGUGCUGGGUUCACGGACGCCUUCGUAAGGGCGGAAGUGCGGGCCUCAGCGGAAGUGGCGUCGGUAAGGGCGGAAGUGCGGGCCUCAGCGGAAGUGGCGUCGGUAAGGGCGGAAGCGGUGUGGCCGGGGUCGGAGCUGGGGUUCCCUCCCGGCUGGGCUGUCGCCCCUUCUGGGCCGCGGCGAUGGAGCUCAGCGCCGAAUACCUCCGGGAGAAGCUGCAGCGGGACCUGGAGGCGGAGCAUGUGGAAGUCGAGGACACGACUCCCCACCGCUGCGCGUCCAGCUUCCGAGUCCUGGUGGUGUCGGCCAAGUUCGAGGGGAAGCCACUGCUUCAGAGACACCGGAGGCCGCGUCACCACCGCUCUGUGGGAGAGGCUCAGGGAAGGAGUGUCACUUUAAGAGGCGCACGUUCCAGAUUUUCUGCUUCUCUAUCACAGCCCCGAUUGGAUCCACCCACUGCGUUCACAGAGCUGUGAUGCUGUCCCUCCCGAUUUUAUAGAGCACCUGAGGCCUGGAGAGAGGUGACCGGCGCAGGGUCACAUGGCUCGCAUAGAGACUGAGACUCAGAUGGGCCAACAGGGCGUCCAUGCAGCUGCCUCUCUACACAGGUGGUUCUCCCCCACGUCCUGAAGGGGAGUCGGGGGGUGAAUGAGGCACUUAGUCCUUGCUGUGGUCCCUCUGUGGUAUGAGGGGAGGUCUGCCGCUGUGGCCGGGACCCCCACCUAACCCCCAAAUGGAUAGGGCCAUACUGCGGGGAAGACUGGGAACUGGAAGAGGCGGACGGCUCCUGACUCAAGGUCUGCCUCCCGGGGGUCCUCCCCUGUAAACCAGGGUUUGGUUCUAAGCUUUGGCCUCCCAAAAGAUCCCCUGAUUUUGCUCCUUUGGGCUUGCAUUUGAAACACAUCCCGGAAGCGCCGUCUUAAGUGUCCCGUGAGUUCAGUUUCCCCACCAACGACGGUGACCCGUCUAGUCGGCAUGCAGCCUGGCAUGGUUGACUAGGAAAGGCAAAUUCUGAGUUGUUACGUGAAUUCUUGUGGCCCCAGGCAAGGGCCUUGUGUAGCCCAGACCCUGCCAGUUCUCAACCCACCCAAGCAAGGCGCAGCUGCCACCCACUGUGGCCUGUUCCCUUGCACCCUCCGGUGCUCAGAGGCAUCCCCCCCCCACGCCACCCGCUCCCGUCAUGGGC